This is a messenger RNA of Cryptomeria japonica (Japanese cedar), 2160 nucleotides long. Its product is annotated as endoribonuclease YBEY, chloroplastic. NCBI's taxonomy places the organism in Eukaryota, Viridiplantae, Streptophyta, Pinopsida, Cupressales, Cupressaceae. Gene Ontology annotation, biological process: rRNA processing. The transcript has 13 exons. Gene Ontology annotation, molecular function: metalloendopeptidase activity. The record is from RefSeq and is a predicted model, not a curated record. Bases 51 to 1985 code for a protein of 644 amino acids.
CCGUACCUUUUGAUUUCUGCAUUUAGAAGAAACAUAUUUGAAAGGGGGCAAUGGUGUCGUGCCGCUGCAGUUUUCUUCUACGAAGCGCGCCCUCCUUUCGUGGAGCGUUCAUGGAUACCAUCUGCAAAUGCUCCUGGCGCUUUAUGGGAAGAGGAAUGGGCGCUACCAUUUCCAUUUCCACCUGGAGCCCUACCAUUCACAUUCCAUCAUUCUCUGCCAUGCCCAUUUCCAUUCAUCUUCCACCUAUCAUGUCCAACACCCUUCACCACCAACCCUGCUGUCCUCGCCCCGAGGGAACUCGCUUCAUGGCAUCUUUGCCCGUCGUCAGAUGGUUCCGCAGGAUGAGGAGGUCGGCUCUUAAGAGGCCUCCCGCUGAAAAGGAGCUGGAUUUAGACAUUCGAAUUGCCUUUGCCGAGAAUGUCUAUAAAGACGAAGAACUCCUGAAUAUAGCAGAACUUCUUCAUCUCAAUGUUCCAAUGGCAAUGAAGGUAGCCUUUGAUGGCAUAAAAGAUUCAACUGCCAAAACAAGAGACACUGCCAUAGAGGAUGUGGGAAGUUUUGAGAAGGUUGAACUGUCAGUAUUACUGUGUGAUAAUGAUUUCAUUCGUGAAUUGAACAAAGAGUGGCGUGAUAUGGACUGUACUACUGAUGUUAUUUCAAUGUCUCAGCACAUUCCUGGAUGCCAACUUCCUGUUCUAAAGUUGGGGGAUAUUGCUAUCUCUGUAGAUGCAGCUGCCAAGCAGGCAGUAGAAAGAGGCCACAGUCUUCUUGAUGAAAUACGAAUCUUGAUGGUACAUGGGAUGCUGCAUCUUUUAGGAUAUAACAAUGAAAGAAGCAAGGAGGCUCAAAAAGAGAUGGAGAAGGAGAAAGACAUUAUUCUGAAAUGCCUGGGGUGGAAAGGGAUAGGCUCAAUGCAUAUUACUAAUGAAAGUCUUGAAGACUGCAGGUUACCACACAAGUCAGAAAAAGAAAAUUUUGAUGGUUGGGCAGAUCAAGAUAUUAAGACUGAGAAAGAAAAAAUCAUGCGAUCUUACAAGCCCAAAUUUAAAUAUCUGUUCUGUGAUAUGGAUGGCACGUUAUUGAAUAGCAAAAGCUUAGUAAGUCCAAGGACAGCAGAAGCUCUUAGAGAGGCAAAUUCAAGGGGAGUGAAAAUCAUUAUUGCUACAGGCAAGGCACGUCCUGCUGCAAUGAGUGCUCUACAAUUGGUAGAUUUAGCUGGAGAAGAUGGUAUUAUUUCAAAAAGUUCUCCUGGGGUUUUCUUACAGGGUUUGCUGGUUUAUGGGAAACAAGGCCUUGAGCUUCACAGGAGAAAUCUAGACCCAGAUAUCUGCAAAGAGGCAUUUUUAUUUUCUUUGGAACAACAGUUUCCUCUUGUUGGUUUUAGUGAAGAUCGAAUGGUUACAUUAUUUAACCACCCAUUAAUUGAUGCUCUUCAUUCUGUAUACUUCGAGCCAAAGCUACACAAGAUGAGGUCCAACUCCAAUGCCCAUGAAGGUCAUCUUGACAGGAUCGAUGAUGAUGAGCCCAUGUUUCCUUCUCAGGUGCCUCACCCAAUGCAGGUGUGCAGCAAGUUAGAGGCAGAAGUAAUGUCAUCUGUGGAGCAUCUCUUGUCUUCUGUUAGUGUACAAAAAUUACUCUUUUAUGAUACUGCUGAGAACGUACAUAAUGUUUUGCGGCCACAUUGGUCAGUAGCUACGGAAGGGCAAGCACGUGUAGUCCAGGCACUACCAGACAUGUUGGAGAUUCUUCCGUCAGGCGCUUCAAAAGGGGCUGGAGUACAGAUGCUGCUUGAUCAUCUUGGUGUAAAUAGUGAUGAGGUGAUGGCCAUUGGGGAUGGUGAAAAUGAUGUGGAGAUGCUUGACCUGGUUGGUUGGGGAGUUGUGAUGGCUAAUGGUUCAGACAAAGCAAAAGCUGUAGCGAAUGCAAUUGUAACUAGUAAUGAUGAGGAUGGUGUGGCUGAUGCUAUCUAUCGCUAUGUUUUUUGAUAGCUAACUAUUUAGUGAUUGCAUUGACUGAAUGGAGGAGUUACACUAUUGUAGAAGCUAUAUUAAUUAUUUGUGUAUACCUUUUACUUAUCAAACUGUCCAGUUGCUGGAAAUGCCACAUGAAUUACUUAGAUGUCAACUGCUAGUUUCUUCAAUGACUUUUCUAUUUCUCAGA